This is a messenger RNA of Paraphaeosphaeria sporulosa, 1417 nucleotides long. RefSeq names its product alcohol dehydrogenase 2. The record is from RefSeq and is a predicted model, not a curated record. The transcript is spliced from 2 exons. Bases 306 to 1382 code for a protein of 358 amino acids. Gene Ontology annotation, molecular function: oxidoreductase activity. Lineage: Eukaryota; Fungi; Ascomycota; Dothideomycetes; Pleosporales; Didymosphaeriaceae.
CCCGCAAGCAACACCGCUUGCAGAUACCGAGGCUCGUUAUCCGAUGAGCGGUCCGCUCAUGGAUGCAUCAUUGUGGGCUAGACCAGACUAGGUCAAUGAUUACAUGUGCGUUCCAUAGACGCGGGAGCGCAUCAGGUGCAGCAGCAGGAAGGAGGGGUUCGUUCAUAUAGCCGUGUUACCUACCGUGUAGGUUUCCUUUGUAAUCUCCCCUACAGCUUACCUUACACCAACACUCGUCGCUCGAGGAGAUCAAUUGUGUCCCAGAAGGCUACUUCACUAAUUCAAGUUCCACCGACAAGUCCACAAUGGCUGCCGAUCUACCCAAGAAAUACAAGGCCGCUGUCUAUGACAAGCCGGGCUCCAUCUCGACGAAGAUUGAGGAGCUGGACAUGCCUGAGCCGGGUCCGGGAGAGGUCCUGAUCAAUCUUUCCCACUCGGGCGUCUGCCAUUCCGACAUGGGCAUUAUGAUGCAAUCAUGGAAGCACAUGCCUUUCCCCACUCAAGCUGGUCAGGUUGGUGGACACGAGGGCGUCGGAAAGAUCGUGAAGAUGGGACCUGCGACCGACACUUCAAGCGUUGGCCUUGGAGAUAGAGUGGGAAUCAAGUGGAUGGCGGGUAUCUGCGAGACUUGCGAUGCGUGUCGGGUGGGGUUGGACGCCAGCUGUGCAAAAGGCAAAGUCUCAGGGUACUACACACCGGGCACGUUCCAGCAAUACGUUCUCGCACCGGCAAACUACGUGACUCCCAUACCCGAUGGCCUGGAUUCAGCUGCAGCCGCUCCGCUGCUUUGUGCAGGAGUAACAGUCUACUCCGCACUCCGAAAAAGCCGCACGCAGUCUGGCAACUUCGUGGUCAUCCUCGGUGCGGGUGGCGGGCUCGGACAUCUCGGUACGCAAUUCGCCUCGCGCGGCAUGGCUCUGCGUGUGAUUGGAAUUGAUCACUCCUCGAAGAAGGAUCUUGUCCUGGAGUCUGGCGCCGAGCACUUCAUCCCCAUUGACGGCACAGACGACGUGGCCGGCGCAGUCAAGGAUCUCACUGGCGGACUCGGUGCUCACGCCGUCGUUGUCCUCACCUCCAACAACAAAGCAUACGCGAGUUCUGUGGGUUUGCUACGCCAUGGCGGCACCGUGGUCUGCAUUGGUGUGCCUGAGGGUGAUCCAGUGCCCUUCCAGGCGACGCCGGCCCAGCUCAUCAUGAGUGCGAUUACGAUCGUGGGCGUGGCGGUCGGAACGAGGAGGGAUGCGAUCGAAACGCUGGAUUUUGCGGCAAGAGGCGUCGUGAAGACACAUUUCAGGGUGGAGAAGUUGGACAAGCUGACGGAGGUCUUCAAGGAGAUGGAUGAGCAGAAGAUGCAGGGCAGAGUUGUGAUAGAUCUUUCGUAGCGCCGCGGGCCGUGAUACAGAUGCGAAGGCAUGCC